CGGAUCUCCCUCCGGCAUUGGGGCCUAGUCUGAGCACAAAGGUGCUCCCUUUUUUUAUCCCUUUCCUCGCGCGAGGGGAAUUGAAGAUAAGGAGGAGUGAUCGGAUAUCGACGGGAUUAGAGUCCUCCGGCCGGUAUCUGACCAAAAUCUUCGGCGAGAAAGGAGCAGUCGACCAUGAAGGCACUCAUUCUUGUUGGAGGUUUUGGUACCCGCCUACGGCCUUUGACACUUAGUGUCCCAAAGCCUCUAGUUGAUUUUGCCAACAAACCCAUGAUUCUGCAUCAGAUCGAAGCUUUGAAAGAGGUUGGAGUGACAGAAGUUAUCCUGGCCAUCAAUUAUCAGCCAGAGGUGAUGCUUAACUUUUUAAAGGAUUUUGAGAGCAAGCUUGAUAUCAAAAUCACCUGCUCCCAAGAGACAGAGCCACUAGGAACAGCUGGUCCCCUGGCUCUAGCUAGAGACAAGCUAAUAGACAGUUCCGGUGAACCCUUCUUUGUCCUCAACAGUGAUGUCAUCAAUGAAUAUCCAUUUGCUGAACUGAUUCAGUUCCACAAAGCGCACGGAGGAGAUGCUACAAUUAUGGUAACGAAGGUCGAUGAGCCAUCCAAGUAUGGUGUUGUGGUUAUGGAGGAGGAAACUGGAAGGGUAGAUAGAUUUGUAGAGAAGCCAAAAAUAUUUGUGGGCAACAAAAUCAAUGCUGGGAUCUACUUGUUGAACCCAUCUGUGUUAGACCGCAUUGAACUGAAGCCCACCUCAAUCGAGAAAGAAGUUUUCCCCAAAAUUGCAGCAGAUCAAAAGCUCUAUGCCAUGGUCCUGCCUGGUUUCUGGAUGGAUAUAGGACAGCCAAGGGACUACAUCACAGGCCUGAGGCUCUAUCUGGAUUCCCUUCGCAAGAAAUCGCCCUAUAAGUUGGCUGCUGGCCGACACAUUGUGGGAAAUGUUUUGGUGCAUGAGAGUGCUGUGAUUGGAGAGGGAUGUCUGAUUGGGCCUGAUGUUGCAAUUGGACCAGGGUGCAUCGUGGAGUCCGGAGUAAGGCUGUCAAGAUGCACGGUGAUGCGAGGAGUUCGGAUUAAGAAACAUGCAUGCAUCUCUGGUAGCAUCAUUGGGUGGCACUCCACCGUUGGACAGUGGGCACGGGUUGAAAACAUGACUAUCCUUGGGGAGGAUGUGCAUGUGUGCGAUGAGAUAUACAGCAAUGGAGGUGUUGUGCUCCCUCACAAAGAGAUCAAGUCUAGCAUCCUAAAGCCCGAGAUUGUCAUGUGAACAUGGAAAGUUGAAGUGGUUUAGGUUCCAAUAUCAGAGCUAUAUUUGUGUCAUGUGCCUGUUAUUUUUCUUAAUGCUUCUGUCUCUCGCUGCAAGUUUAUGGGUAGUUUUUUGUCUGUCUGUUUAUAUGUAUGUUCUAUUCUAGUGCUGGCCUCAUGAUGGUAAGUUUGUCAUCUGAGUCUGUAGGUCCAUGUUUCUCCAUUGAACAUGGAAAGUUAAAGACUUUUAUUUUGUGAUAAAAAUUUACGGAUGAAUAUUGUUUCAUUUAUUUUUCUUUU
Molecule: messenger RNA, 1538 nt
Organism: Phoenix dactylifera (date palm)
Lineage: Eukaryota; Viridiplantae; Streptophyta; Magnoliopsida; Arecales; Arecaceae
Gene: CYT1
Product: Glucose-1-phosphate adenylyltransferase family protein
Biological process (GO): GDP-mannose biosynthetic process
Molecular function (GO): GTP binding; mannose-1-phosphate guanylyltransferase (GTP) activity
Source: RefSeq, a predicted model, not a curated record